Molecule: messenger RNA, 1252 nt
Organism: Moneuplotes crassus
Lineage: Eukaryota; Ciliophora; Spirotrichea; Euplotida; Euplotidae
Source: the annotation of a GenBank genome assembly
AAAUAAUGAAGAGAACCCUCUCCAACCCCCUUUGCCCAAAAAUUCUCAACUGCAGACGUCUCAAGCUCAAACGCAAAAGAACUAAUCUCACUAAAAACUCCCAAACUCCUCUUUCUUCUACCUCUUCUUCUCAAAAUCCCCACAAACCCUUGAAGAAGAGACAACUUAAAGAACAAGCCAAGAAAUCUGAAGAGUUGCUAGCGUCCGUGGAGAAGCUAGUUAGCCUACAAGUAGAAGAAAGAGCAAUUGUGGCUGUACAGAAUAAGGAGGAGAAGAUUAGGAUGCUAGAGGUGACUGAAGGGAUAAAGAAUCAGUAUUUGGACUGAUUUAUGAUAGCUUCUUUGCAAGCUCUGUUUUCGGUAAGGGAGUUCUUUGAGUAUUACUUUGAAGGAGAUUUUGGGGAGAAGGGGAGUGGUGGGGAAGGGAUGGAGGUUAGUAGAGAGCUUCAUCAGGUUUGAAAAUAAGUAUAAGAGAGCAAGAGGGAAAUGUAUUAGUGUAAAGAGGUUUAGGAAGUAUUUUAAUGGGGAUUUUGACAAUUAUAAGCAGCAUGAUGCUUGACAAUUUAUAUUACAUCUUUUUGAAAAAUUACAAAAAGAGCACUCUCCUGAGACACCAUUUUCCCAAUCAUCUGGUCAUGCUAAUAGCAUUGAAGCAUGGGAAUCAUACACUGAAGACCUUCACUCAAUCAUUGACAAACUCUUCGUAGGUAUGUCCAAGACCACAUUUACCUGCCACUCGUGCUCCAACUCUACCUCAAUCUACGAAGAAUUCAAAACAAUCCCUCUUCAAUGAACCUCCACUUUCACCUUCCCUUUCUAUGAAACCUCCACCUCCGAAUUCAAUUGCUCCACUUGUGCUGACAUUACCUCUUGCUCCAUCACAAAUACCAUCUCCCACUACCCUUCCUACCUCCUUCUGCCCUUCCAACGCCUCGACCCUUUCAUUUCCUCUAAAAUAACCAAGUCUCUUCCAUUCCCUUCUUCCUUCAGUCCUUCCCCAACCUCCAGCUUAAACUACAGUCUGCUCUCUACUAUUAACCACCAUGGGUUCAGCUUGGAAGGAGGACAUUACACUGCUGCUUGUAGGAGGGGGAAGAGUGGUGAAGAGAAAUGGAUGCAGUGUGAUGAUGCACAUGUGGAAGAGGGAGAGACGGAUGGGGAUGAAUAUGUUUUGCUGUAUGGAAGUAGGAGAAAGGGAGGUUAGAGAUUGGGUGUUAAGAGGGGAUUGUAUAAAUCCAUCAUUUAAGGAAUUU